AUGCACGAAAUUUUAAAACCUCUCAAGUGGUUGAUUGGAACGUGGAGGCCCAUCAUGGCCAGAGUCGUUUACCCCACAAUGAAAUGUCCCGUUGAUUUCGACGAAAAAUUAUGCUUCUUAUCAGCGGGUCAACCUGUAUUGAAUUAUACUUCGACUUGUUGGCACCCCAAAGUCAAGCAUCUGAUGCAUUUGGAAGGUGGUUAUGUCCGUAUCGAUGAACACGGAUGUUUGGUAACGUUUCUAACGGCUCAGAACUUGGGAAUAUCCACUGUAGAGCAAGGCGUUCUCAAAGAUAAAUCGUUGGAAACUGUGAACAAAACGAUCUCAACGACGACGUUGUCGAAUAUGCAAAUAUUGGCUAUUGAAAGGGUCUACAUUUUGAAUGACAAAGGCCAGCUGAGUUACACUCUCAGAAUCCAGACUGCACAUACACCUCUAGCCACGCAUGUAGAUUGUCUUUAUGAGAAGGAAAAAGAAGAAAAUGAAAAAAAAGAGAAGGUAGAAGAUGAAGGACAAAAUUCGUGA
Messenger RNA from Leptinotarsa decemlineata (Colorado potato beetle), 525 nucleotides. RefSeq names its product peroxynitrite isomerase THAP4. NCBI's taxonomy places the organism in Eukaryota, Metazoa, Arthropoda, Insecta, Coleoptera, Chrysomelidae. The record is from RefSeq and is a predicted model, not a curated record.